AUGGCAGCAAGUGUGUUUUUCCUGAAAAGAGCGCUUUGUGUAGGGGCUGCCUCCAGGCCAGGUCUUAUCUGGUUCAGCGGGGAGGAUGUGAAUUCUUUCCAGGACACUCAAUCUGAUUUGGAGGUGAUCUUGGAGUUCCUGGAGGAUUACUACAGACAAAACACUGGAGAAAAUGGGGACAAGGUGUACUGCGCUGCGGGUGUGGAUGAGAGGAGUGCACCUGUGGAUGGAGCCUCAUGUGAGCAGUGCUGGACCUGCUGUGAGCCACCUGUCAUCAGGCCCGUACCUCAGCCCUUCCUGGUACACGACGCCCCCCCAGUCCUCAGCGACAAAACAAAAGCAACAUUAUCUGAGAAUGGGUCACUGCCAGACUUUGUAUCAACAAGACAAUCAACCAAACACCAGGCCACAGCAACGGGGAGUGGUAGAAAGGUGCGACUCUUUCACUUUCUCUUUGAGAUGCUGGAGGAUCCAAACAUGGCCCACUGUGUGUCCUGGGUGCCAGCAGACGCUGGCGUUUUCCGUUUUUCCUCCAGGAACAAGGACCAGGUGGCGGCACUCUGGGGGAAGAGAAAGGGCAACAAGAGGCCCAUGACUUACCAGAAGAUGUCCCGGGCCCUCAGGAACUACGCCAGGUCCGGAGAAAUCUUCAAGGUGAAGAAGAAGCUCACCUACCAGUUCAGCCGAGACACCCUGAUGUUACUGCAGAAGUGUCACCGAGGAGAUGUUAAUGUAAACUAA
Molecule: messenger RNA, 741 nt
Organism: Xiphias gladius (swordfish)
Lineage: Eukaryota; Metazoa; Chordata; Actinopteri; Istiophoriformes; Xiphiidae
Gene: spi2
Product: Spi-2 proto-oncogene
Exons: 5
Coding region: 1-741 (246 amino acids)
Biological process (GO): regulation of transcription by RNA polymerase II; cell differentiation
Cellular component (GO): nucleus
Molecular function (GO): DNA-binding transcription factor activity, RNA polymerase II-specific; sequence-specific DNA binding
Source: RefSeq, a predicted model, not a curated record